UGAAUUAUUUGCUUACAGACAUACAAGUGGCUGCAUUUAUUGUAUUGGAGUCAUACAAUAAUGUAGAGUAGGCAACAUAACAGUUCAAACAGCCUGGGAAUUCGCUGCACGUUACUGAAAUGGACAAGAAUGAGGAACUGGUCCAAACAAACUGCAGUAAGACACUGCUUAUCCGCCACUUACCGGCUGAACUCAGCCAGGAUGAAAAAAAGGACCUCUUAAAGUAUUUCGGAGCUGAGACGGUCAGGGUCUUCUCAAACACGGGUCGUUUGAAACAUGCAGCCUUUGCAUCCUUUAGAAGUGAAAAGUCGGCAGCAAAAGCUCUUAGCAGACUCCAUCAGUUAGAGAUUCUUGAUCAUACACUCGUUGUGGAGUUUGCCAAAGGAGAAGAUCAUGUCACAGUAUUAAAGGACCCACCAGUGUCAGACAGUGGUAAACGGGGCAGGGAAGAGCAGAAGAAACCGGAAACCAAGCAACCAAACAUUCCCCUUAUAGAGACCGGCAUUGCACCUAGCCUUGGGUUGAAUUUCCAGUUGAAUCCCACUUUGAAAUAUUUAUACCCCCCACCUUCUAAUAGCAUUCUGACAAAUAUAACACAUGUCCUCAUGAGUGUGCCCAAGUUUUAUGUUCAAGUACUACAUCUGAUGAACAAGAUGAAUUUACCAUGUCCGUUUGGCCCAGUCACUGCCAGACCCCCCAUGUUUGACGUGUUGCCUCCUGCGCCUCCCUUCCCCAUGCCUCCUCCUUUCCCUCCUGAUUAUCCCCCGCUACCAGAGGAGGAGAUGGAGCUGUCCAGUGGACAAGAGUCAGAGUAUGAGAGUGGGGAAGACGAAGACAAGGAGAGGAUUGUUCGUCUGAUGGGCCUGGUCAACCAAGCAUGCAAAAGACCCUUGAGACCAAAAACAGCUUCAAAGAGAAAGAAGCCCAAGAUCAAGGAUCUACUCUAUGCUCCCAAACCAGACUCUCAGAGUGCUCCAGUGCUGCAGCCCUCCGAUGUGUUUGAGCAGCCCCACCCCGCUGGGCAGAAGAAAAUUGAAUUCCACAUUUCGGUUCCAGAGGUGGCAGCCGUAGUGGAAGGAAGUGGGCCAAGUCAACCUGAUGAUGAAGGCAGAGAAGUGGCUGAGAGGGAGCUCAGCCCCAGCAGCAGUCAGGAGGUGGCAGAGGCCGAGGGUUUCGGGAAGCUUUACCCCAGCGCCCAGACGUCCCAACAGCAGGAGGAGCACAGCGACGAGGAGCAGGAUCUCCCCUCAGACGUCAUCUCCAGAAAGGAGCUGGAGAAAGGACGGCUGUCAAGAGAUGAGAUAAAAAGGAUGUCUGUGUUUAAAAAUUAUGAACCGGGUGAGCCAACCUGCAGACUGUACGUGAAGAAUAUUGCAAAGCAAGUGGAAGAGAAAGACCUGAAGUACAUCUAUGGGAGAUAUGUCAACCCUUUGUCAGAAGCCGAGAGAAACAUGUUUGACAUUGUGUUAAUGAAGGAGGGGCGGAUGAAAGGGCAGGCCUUCGUAGGACUCCCCAGUGAGCAGAGUGCAGAGAAAGCCCUGCGGGAAACCAACGGCUACGUUCUCUAUGACAAACCUCUCGUCGUCCAAUUUGCUAGAUCUGCCAGACCAAAAGAAGACAACACAGUUACCAAGAGAGGACCAAAACAACGAUGAGCUCAACAGAUGCCAAGACUUGAUAUUGUGGCCCAGCAGAACCAUUUGUAUCCUUAUUCUGGCAUAUAUCCUUUGGAGAAAAAAAAAAAA
Molecule: messenger RNA, 1745 nt
Organism: Perca fluviatilis (European perch)
Lineage: Eukaryota; Metazoa; Chordata; Actinopteri; Perciformes; Percidae
Gene: rnpc3
Product: RNA-binding region (RNP1, RRM) containing 3
Exons: 16
Coding region: 120-1655 (511 amino acids)
Biological process (GO): mRNA splicing, via spliceosome
Cellular component (GO): U12-type spliceosomal complex
Molecular function (GO): pre-mRNA intronic binding; U12 snRNA binding; protein binding
Source: RefSeq, a predicted model, not a curated record